This is a messenger RNA of Ectocarpus siliculosus, 1711 nucleotides long. Lineage: Eukaryota; Phaeophyceae; Ectocarpales; Ectocarpaceae. The record is from the annotation of a GenBank genome assembly.
AGGGAGCGCACCUUCUUGCGUUUUUUUCAACAACGCGGCCGGUACCAUGGUAAUCCCUCUAGACGAGCUGCCGCUGAGGGUGCGCACAGUCAAGAUUGUGGGAAACAACCGGACGAAGCCCUACGUCGUGGAAGAUCAGCUCCAGGACGCCUAUGAGGCGACGACCGUGGGCGAUGUCUACGGCGGCCUGGUGGAGGGAGCACAAAGGCUCGAUGGACUGGGGCUGUUCGAGUCCGUUCAAGUGUCCAUGGAUGCCGUCGACGACGGUUCGCUGGACCAGACGGACGUAACCGUCACCGUGAAGGAGAAGAACUGGUACCUGCUGCAGUCGGGGGCCACGACGACGGGAACGGCGAAAGGAAACCUGGACGCCUCCGAGUUCAGCAACCUCAGGUAUUCUGUGGCGGGGGCCCUGCGGAACCCGCUCGGGCACGGGGAGAUGCUGGACGUGGGCUACAACAGCCCCAUCAAGGGCCAGGAGGGUCACACCGUGAGUGCCAAGCUACACCUGCCGCACCUGUUCCGUACGCCGGUGUCGGGCACCCUGGAAGCUAUCAUGGACACGGUCGUUUUCGAAGACGAAAACACUCGGCAAGAGCAUUGGACGCUUACAGUAGAACGGCACGCCUCUUCUGACGUUGAAACCCGCCAGGCUAAACGGAUAACCGCGAUCAGAACCGCGCUAUCUACUGCUUCUUGCUACGAUCAAACCCUGCUGUUGCUGCUGCUGCUGCUGCUGCUGCUGCUGCUGCUGCUGCUGCUGCUGCUGCUGCUGCUACCGUCGCCUCCCGUCGGGGACACACACACGUUUGGCAUGCGUAUAGGACUGAUGGGCGACACGAGCUUCGCGAAGGGGAUGCUCGAGAUGCAGCGACACAUCCCGCUCUUCGGCGUGGAGCUCGGCCCAGAAACGUAUAGCCCGGUCACGCUGAGCCUGUGCGCCUCUGGAGGGGCGAUAAGACCUUUCGGACCGUCCAAGAGAACGUUCUUCAGCGACCGCUUCAACCUCGGGGGGCCGAUGACGCUCCGCGGGUUCCCCUUCUACGGGGCCGGACCUCGGUCACCGAAGGAGGAAGGGGGCUGCGAGGGGGGCGACGCUCUCGGAGGAGACAUCAGAUACACCGCCUCGGCGUCCUUAGGGUUUCCUUUUCCCGUGCCGGCGAUGGCGACGGCCGGUUGGCGGGGCUACCUCUUCACUAACCUGGGCAACCUCACAACGUGGGACACCCCGUUGAAGCAGUACGGGCGGGACACUAGAGUCUCGGUUGGGGUCGCCGCGGCCUGGAAUUUCUUGGGUGUCGGCAGGCUAGAGAUCAACUACGCCCACGUGCUGAGACGAUCACCUCGCGAUCUCCACAGGGAGAGACCUCUUCAGUUUGGCUUCGGCGUUUCGUUCGAGUAGAAUGUGGUAGCAUGCGUGUAAAAGAGGAAGGGGCGACAGGAAGAGAACAAACGAAGAGCUGGGGGUGGGAGCAUGAGAGACGGAGAUGAUCGGAUCGCGCCAUGUUUGGUCAGAAUAGGUCCUUGACCAGUGCGGGGCGUGAAGGGACGCGGGAGGGGGUAGUGUACGAUGUAGAAUUGAUUGGACGUGAUGGUGCUGGCGUGUGUCGUGUGUUUCUCUGGCUUUUAGGGAAAAGUUUGCUUUUGCUUGGAGCGCCUGCAUGGCCGAAGCGUGUGUGGAGUUCGUUGUCUUGCGUGACAAGAGUUCUGG